AUGUCGACAACAUCAUCAGUAUCAACAACAGAAACAUCAGUAUCAACAACAGAAACAUCAGUAUCAACAACAGAAACAUCAGUAUCAACAACAGAAACAUCAGUAUCAACAACAGAAACAUCAGUAUCAACAACAGAAACAUCAGUUAUCAACCAGAAACAUCAGUAUCAACAACAGAAACAUCAGUAUCAACAACAGAAACAUCAGUGUCAACAACAGAAACAUCAGUAUCAACAACAGAAACAUCAGUAUCAACAACAGAAACAUCAGUAUCAACAACAUAAACAUCAGUGUCAACAACAGAAACAUCAGUGUCAACAACAGAAACAUCAGUAUCAACAACAGAAACAUCAGUAUCAACAACAGAAACAUCAGUAUCAACAACAGAAACAUCAGUAUCAACAACAGAAACAUCAGUAUCAACAACAGAAACAUCAGUAUCAACAACAGAAACAUCAGUAUCAACAACAGAAACAUCAGUGUCAACAACAGAAACAUCAGUGUCAACAACAGAAACAUCAGUAUCAACAACAGAAACAUCAGUAUCAACAACAGAAACAUCAGUAUCAACAACAGAAACAUCGGUAUCAACAGAACAUCGAGUAUCAACAGAAACAUCGAGUAUCAACAACAGAAACAUCGGUAUCAACAACAGAAACUUAUCGAGGUAUCAACAACAGAAACGUCAGUGUCAACAACAGGAAACAUCAGUGUCAACAACAGAACAUCCGGUGUCAACAACAGAAACAUCAGUAUCAACAACAGAAACAUCGGUAUCAGCAACCCAGAAACAUCUGA
Messenger RNA from Homarus americanus (American lobster), 798 nucleotides. Its product is annotated as putative cyclin-dependent serine/threonine-protein kinase DDB_G0272797/DDB_G0274007. Lineage: Eukaryota; Metazoa; Arthropoda; Malacostraca; Decapoda; Nephropidae. The transcript has a single exon. The coding region runs from base 1 to 798 and encodes 265 amino acids. The record is from RefSeq and is a predicted model, not a curated record.